Messenger RNA from Brassica rapa (field mustard), 734 nucleotides. RefSeq lists its product as uncharacterized. The record is from RefSeq and is a predicted model, not a curated record. Lineage: Eukaryota; Viridiplantae; Streptophyta; Magnoliopsida; Brassicales; Brassicaceae.
GGAAAACAAAGUGAGAUAAUAACCCCCACAAAACAGUUUGUCUAAACAAUCAAAUGGCUUACGUUAACAAGGUUUCAGCGGUUGCAGCCAUUUUAUUUUUUGCGGUUGCGGUUGCUCCGCUGCUAGCUGAGCCACAGACACCAAUGUUUCCUAAGAUGGAUCCUGUAUGUGCCUCACUGAUGCCUAACCUUCUCGAAAAGUGUUUCUCAACCGUUAGAGAAACGCCAACGGAUGAUUGCUGCAGCGAUCUCAAAUCCGCGACCACAACCCAAGUCACUUGCCUUUGUGAUAAUUACAUUGCAAACCCGGCGGUUGUGAACUUCACGGGACCUUACUCCGCCGGAAUCACAACCAAAUGUGGCGUUUUUGACAAAUACUCUUGCAACGGUAGUAGUAAUGGAGGAGGAGAAGGAAGCAGCAGCAACAGUAGCAGUAGCAGCAAUGGCAAAGACAAUAGCAAAAGUGAGGGUAGUGGAGGAAGAGCGAACAAGGUUGCUGCAUCAAUAAUGGCUGUUUUUGGUUUAGUUGCAAGUCUAAUCUUCGUUAUGUUUUAAUUUCUGUUUUCAUUUGUUUUAUUUUGGACGGACGGACCAGUUUCCAUGUGAUUCUUUUCCUUCUCUAUUUCUUUUGUUCGAAACUGAGAAUUCAAAACAAUUACGUUUAUUUGAUUUCAUAUUCUCCCAUUUGUCUGUAUUUAUGGUCCUUCCUUCAUGAGAAAAUUAUUUUGAUCAAAA